AUGGAUACCCUGAUAUGGCUUUCGACUUUCGUCGUCCUGACGGCGACUGCACCUCAAGGCGCAAAUUGGAUCAGCCCGGCGCUACCUUUGGCAUCGUUACACCCUCCGACCAACGUAGUUACCACGGAAAGAAUCACGCAACUUUCGAAUGUCCAGCCGUUUCAGUUCCAUGAUGGCAAAUCAAGACCCGAAAUUGCUGUGCUUGAGACAGAGAAAACAACCCGAAAACGGCAACUUCCGGGACUUGGAGAUUUCAGGUUCGCGGGUCACAACGCUUCUCCUCGGCCGAUCCUCUUGGCCCCAAAAGUUGGGGAAGCUGCAUUUGUCGGGUCAAACUUGAAAGCGGGUACUGGAGGAGUGAGCUCUAAUAUCGAGCCCCGAAUCAGCGUAGAUCCCGUCAGCAAUCAGUUCGCUAAUUUAGCCACUUCAGCGUCGAGUCAUUACACCCACAAACAUUUUGGUAAUUAUCAACACCACUCGGGCCAUAAUCACAAGCACGGUCAUCACCACGGACAUCAUCACAGUGCGAAACACGAGCAUCACGAGGAUCACAAGCACAAGGAAAGUCACGGUCAUAAGCACGGACAUCACCAUCAAGAGGAUCACAAACACAAGGGAGAUCACAAACACCAGCACGGGCACGAACACGACGACAAGCACGAUCACGAUCACAAGCAUCAGCAUAAGGGGGAACACGAACAUCAUCACGGUCACGAACAUCACUCGAAACACGAACACCACGAGGAUCACAAACAUCACGGGGAGCACCAUCAUCACCACAAGCACCAUCAUCACAACGAACAUCAUCAUCAUCACGAGCAUCACCACGUGAACGAACACCAUCAUCAUCAUUCUCACAAGCAAACGGAAACGCAUCACCACCACCACGGACACGAUCACAAGGAAGACCACGAGCACAAACACGACGAGAAACAUUCCCACAAACACGGACACGAACACAAACACGGACACGAGGAGGAGCACAAGCACAACCACCACGAAGAUCACCAUCAUUCGCACCACGAGGAGCACAAGCACGGGCAUCACGAAGAUCACAAGCACGAUCACCACGAGGAACACGAUCACAAGCACGGUCACGAACACAAGCACGAUCACCACGAAGAGCACAAACACGAUCAUCACGAGAACCACAAGCACGGUCAUCACGAAAGUCACAAGCACUCGCAUCACGGGGAUCACAAACACGGUCACGAUCACAAACACGAUCACGAGCACCAAGAGGAUCACAGCCAUCAAUCGGAACAUCACCACAAGCACCACGAAGUUGAAUUUCACAAGCGUCACGCGGGUCACGUACACUUCGCGGAUCAUUUUGGAGAGUCGAAGAACUACGAGGCGUACGCGUUUCCAGAAUCGGGGAGCGCCAGUGCGACUACUUCCGCUCCAAUUAUCCUCGCAGCCAUCGGCAAAGACGUACUGGUUACCGAAGCCACACAAGCGGUCGUCAAUUCUGACAUUGAAAUGUCGCCGGAAGCGACCGCCGUGUAAAUAUAACGAUGGAUACAUUAGGGAUACAUGCACGUGCUCUUGCCAGGACUAACAUGUGAAACGAAAAAUAAUUGCUCUGUUUGCAUCGAAGGACGAAAUUCGGUAACCUGAGCAUCGGACCACGGAAAAGGACUUUUGGGUAAAUAUUGACAUUGAAGAAAGCGAGUGGUUUCGCAGGUCCGCUUUUUCGCGGGUCUGCGGGAUCACCGGCUUAUAACGUCGAAGAGUUUACUGCGAGGUGUCAGAAACUGGAGGAUGGCUCGGCUUUACUGCAGCACCCUAAGCUCGACGGGCGCCGCGUGGUAUCCUGAAAAUAUAUUUGCGGGGCCAUGAGAAAAGUCCAGCUCAUUUCCUGCCUUACGAAUGUCUCCGGUCGCUGGUCAUCGCGAUAGGUACGAGCAUCGAUCGCAUAUUCAUCUUCUCAAACUGCCCGUAUAGGAGGACUAACCGCGCAUAGUUAUCGAAUUGUUUGGCGAGCUUAUGCUGCGCCGCAGUAUGUUUCAAACCCGUGAGAAACUUUGAAAACUGAGAAGUUUCUCGUCGCCAAAAACGUCAACAAGUAUAAAUUUACCGAAUUACCCUGGGAUAAAUUUAAACAUCGGGAUCACGAGAAAUUACCAAGUCGAAACACAUUACCCUUAACUCCUUCCUUUUUCCGUGUGCUUUGCCACGAGGACAUGCGAAAUUGUAAAUGAAUUUAUUCAGCAAUAAUA
Molecule: messenger RNA, 2222 nt
Organism: Athalia rosae (coleseed sawfly)
Lineage: Eukaryota; Metazoa; Arthropoda; Insecta; Hymenoptera; Athaliidae
Product: histidine-rich glycoprotein-like
Exons: 3
Coding region: 1-1509 (502 amino acids)
Source: RefSeq, a predicted model, not a curated record